CUUCGCUGCUGUUUGCUUUAACAUAUAUCCACAACAGCGCUGCUCAGGGUUUUUCUGGGUUUUUUUUUUUUACUUUUCCCGCAAUUGUGAUGUGAAAGUUCUAUACAGUUGUUCCAAAUCAACAGGUUUCAGUUAAUUUGAUUCAAUUAUUCGUUGAAAAAGAUGAGACAGAGACCUAAAGGACCUUCUUCAAGGUCAAAGUUAUCCUCUUCUUCAAAUUCGAAAUUGUCAAGUGAUGGUGGCGCCGGUGAAAGUAGUGGCAGCCGAUUCAAUAAUGGCCUGGCGGGUAAGAACGUGGCCCUGAAGGCUAGGAGGUCGGCUUAUGUGAUACUUGCACUGUUUGUGCUGAUCAUAUACGGUUCUUGGGGUGUGUAUUAUUAUCAGUUUGAGAAUCUACCUGCACCGCUGACUCUUGAUCAGGUGGGUAAGAGGGGCUUUUCUGAGUAUGAGGCUAUGAAGCAUGUUCUAAAUUUGACCCAAUUGGGGCCCCAUCCAGUUGGUUCUGAAGCUCUGGACAAAGCUUUGGAGUAUGUGGCUGAUGCGUCAGAGUACAUAAAGAAAACGUCUCAUUGGGAUGUUAAUGUGGAGGUGGACUUGUUCCAUGCACAUUCUGGUGCUAACAAUCUGGCCGGUGGCCUUUUUAAAGGGAAAAGUCUUGUUUAUUCAGAUUUAAAUCAUGUAGUCUUGAGAAUCGCUCCCAAACAUGUUCCUGAAGCUGUGGAAAAUGCAAUUCUUGUUUCCUCUCACAUUGACACUGUUUUUUCCGGAGAAGGAGCUGGUGAUUGUAGUUCAUGUGUGUCUGUUAUGCUGGAACUCGCUCGAGGAGUUUCUCAAUGGGCUCAUGGAUUCAAGAAUGCCAUUAUAUUUUUAUUUAAUACUGGAGAGGAAGAAGGUUUGAAUGGAGCUCACAGCUUUAUUUCUCAGCAUCCUUGGUCUGACUCUAUACGAAUUGCUAUUGAUCUGGAAGCCAUGGGCAUUGGAGGCAAAUCUAGUAUUUUUCAGGCUGGUCCUGAUCCUUGGGCUAUUGAAAAGUUUGCUUUGGUAGCAAAAUAUCCAUCUGCUCAAAUAAUUUCUCAGGAUAUCUUCACUUCUGGAGCUAUAAAAUCUGCAACUGAUUUUCAAGUGUACAAGGAGCUUGCGGGACUCUCAGGGCUUGACUUUGCAUUUGCUGAUAACACUGCGGUGUACCACACCAAGAAUGACAAGUUAAGUCUUUUGAAGCCUGGUUCUCUCCAACAUCUUGGAGAAAACAUGCUUGCUUUCUUGUUUCAUUCUGCCACAUCCCCCAGCCUUCCUAAAGGAAAUGAUAUGGAAUCAAAUAUCAAGUCCAACCAGGACACGGCCAUAUAUUUUGAUAUUUUGGGAACUUAUAAAGUCACAUUUCGUCAACAAAUAGCCAAUAUGCUUUACAAUUCUGUAAUACUGCAAUCUCUUUUGAUAUGGAUUACAUCAGUGGUGAUGGGUGGUUUUUCAGCAGCUUUAUCACUGGCCUUAUCUUGUUUCAGUAUUGUACUUAUGUGGAUAUGCUCCGUUAGUUUUGCCUCUGUUGUGGCUCUUGUCAUACCCCUUGUAACUUAUUCACCAGUGCCAUACAUCUCUAGCCCAUGGUUGGUAGCUGGUCUUUUUGGUGCACCUGCUCUUCUGGGGGCAUUUCUUGGUCAACAUGUGGGUUAUCGUUUGCUUGUAUUAUAUUUAUCCCGUACAUCUGGUGGAAGGAGGGGUCUACCUGCUAACUUACAAGCCAAUGUGGCUAAAUUAGAUGCUGAACGAUGGCUCUAUAAAUCAGGUUUACUACAAUGGCUUGUUCUGCUGGUGGUUGGAAAUUAUUACAAGAUUGGUUCUACUUAUUUAGCUCUUGCGUGGUUAAUGUCACCAGCUUUUGCAUAUGGUCUGCUUGAAGCAACACUGUCACCUGUAAGAUUGCCUAGGCCACUCAAAAUAGCAACACUGCUAAUCGGCUUGUUUGUUCCCUUUCUACUGACAUCUGGAUUGGUUAUUAGAUUGACAGCUACUAUAAUUGGAACUAGUGUGCGCUUUGUGAGGAAUCCUGGUACCACUCCUGAAUGGUUGCAAAACGUAAUAGUUGCUAUGUUCAUUGCUGCUGCUGUGUGUUUAACACUGGUGUAUCUGCUGUCAUAUAUUCACUUAUCAGGUGCAAAAGUACCAGUUAUCAUCACUACAGGGAUUCUGUUUGCACUUUCUCUUGCUGUAGUCUGGAGUGGGGUUGUUCCACCAUUUACAGAAGAUACUGCAAGGGCUGUAAAUGCUGUGCAUGUUGUGGAUGCCACUGGGAUGCAUGACCUCAGUGGUGGAAAGCAUGAACCUACCUCAUACAUAUCUUUGUUCUCAACUACUCCUGGAAUCUUGGAGAAGGAAACCAAUAUUAUUGGCGAAGAAUUUGUAUGUGGAAGGGAUCGAUAUUUAGAUUUUGUUACUUUUUAUGUGAACUACAGUUGUUGGACAGAUAAGAGUGCUGAAACUGGCUGGAAAAAAUCGGACAUUCCAAUAAUUCAUGUGGAGAAGGAUACAAAGGGAGAGAUGCGAGAAACUCAAGUACUAAUUGACACUAGAGUUUCUACUCGCUGGUCCCUUGGAAUCAAUAUGAAGGAGAUUGAAGAUUUCCAGAUGGAAGAUGCUGAUGGAUCAGAGGAAUUGAUUCCACAGGGUGAAAAGAGCAGUGUCGAUGGAUGGCAUACCAUUCAGUUUGCAGGUGGUAAGAAAUCGCCGACCAAGUUUAAAUUCUCCCUGUUCUGGUUCAAAAACAGUACCCAGACAACACCAAACAAUCUUCUUCUGAGACUUAGAACGGAUGUCGACAGAAUAACACCUCCCAUGAGAAGUGUUCUUGAGAAGCUCCCUGCAUGGUGUUCCCUCUUCGGAAAGUCCACAUCUCCCUACACAUUAACAUUUUUGAUGAGUUUACCGAUCUCUAUCUAAGCCUACCAAGUUCGACCUUAUUCUUGUGGAAGCGCUCGUUGAAUAAAAAAUAGUUGUGUUAUUAUUUAUCUGCGAUGAUUCAAUGUUUUUUGGGAUAGUUGUGUUAUUAUUUAUCUGCAAUGAUUCAAUGUUUUUUGGGACAGGCAGUACGAACAUAGUUAUUUAUGAUGCGAAGAAAUUGCGUCUUGACGAAAUUUUUGACAUGAAAUUUAACAGAUGAGAUGCUUUACAUGUA
Andrographis paniculata is the source of this 3172-nucleotide messenger RNA. RefSeq lists its product as uncharacterized. Gene Ontology annotation, biological process: proteolysis. The record is from RefSeq and is a predicted model, not a curated record. Gene Ontology annotation, molecular function: metalloexopeptidase activity. NCBI's taxonomy places the organism in Eukaryota, Viridiplantae, Streptophyta, Magnoliopsida, Lamiales, Acanthaceae. Bases 163 to 2937 code for a protein of 924 amino acids. The transcript is spliced from 13 exons.